GUAAUAUGUUAUAAUGGAUGAUUUAUGUUGCAGGCGAAAGGAAAGAAGCGUCAGAUCGGUUGGUUUCCGGCUUCCUAUGUGAAGACGCUUGGCGGAGGCGGGACGGGCCGAACCACCCCCCUGCAGUGCAAGACCCCCGACCCCAUGCCUCCUGUCGACAAUCCUGGCGCUGAGCGAGUGAUAGCGCAGUACCAGUACGUGGCCCAGAACGAGGACGAGCUGAGUUUCGACAAGGAUGACAUCAUAGUGGUGGUCAGUCGCGAUGAGCCAUCCUGGUGGAGAGGCGAGCUGCGUGGAGCCACUGGCCUCUUCCCCUCCAACUACGUCACUCCUCUAUUAGAUAGUUCAACAAGUGGCAUGACAAUGAACCACGACGAAAGAAAAAGACAGCAGGCCAUCAAGGAGUUGAUUACCACAGAACAGGCUUAUAUAGAUGAUAUGUCGGUUGUUCAUGACGUGUUUGAAAAACCAUUGAUUGAAAGUAAAAUAAUCUCUCCAGAACAAGUCAACAAAAUUUUUGUCAAUUGGAGAGAAAUCAUUGUGUGCAAUUUUAUGUUUCUAAGAGCUUUGAGGGUCCGUCGAGAUAUGAGUCAAGGUGGCAUUAUACGGAUGAUUGGUGACAUUUUAUGCGAAAAUGUGAUUGCACGGAUGACGGGUUACGUGCGUUUCUGCAGCUGCCAGCUGUCAGCGGCGUCUCUGCUGCAGAGUCUGACAGAGGAGUCAGUGGCCUUCAAACAGCUGUCCAAAAAGUGUCAGACCGAUCCCAGAACCAAGGGUCUGCCACUCAGCUCGUUCCUUGUCAAACCCAUGCAGCGCAUCACCAAAUAUCCCCUUCUCAUAAAAAAGAUACUUGAACAUACACCCUCGGAUCAUCCAGAUAGAUUGUACUUGGAAGAAGCAUUGACCAAAGCUGAGGAAUUUUUAGUGCAGGUAAAUGAAGGUGUAGCUGAAAAGGAGAACUCCGAACGACUUGAAUGGCUGCAAACGCAUGUGCUCUGCGAAGGACUUGAUGAGCCUCUCAUAUUUAAUUCCAUGACCAAUACUCUUGGACCUAGAAAGUUCAUUCACUACGGAGUUCUUACAAAGACAAAAAGUGGAAAGCAACUGGUUGGAUUCUUACUGAAUGACUUCCUUCUGCUGGCCCAACCUCACAGACCGCUUGUCGACAAUCAGUUCAACUUUGAACGAUAUUCGAAUUGUGUAUUCAGAAUAUACAAAGAGCCUUUACUUCUGAUUGACACUGCAAUCCAUAACAGUCCAAGCAGUCCAGACUUGAUAGAACUGAAACUGGAGUACAACAAGAUUGUCUACAACUUGAGUGCAAACAGUGUUAACGAGAGAAAUCUCUGGCUGAAGAAGAUCGGCGAGGCACAGAAAGAGUUGAUGCACCGUCAAAAGUGUCAUCUUCAGAGGCAGCAAUCCAAACAAGCGAAAUUCGGAGCAGUCGGCAGAAUUCUUGUAGCUGUUUUGGAAGGAAGAAGUCUGAAACCAUCCCCUGCUGCUGGCAAGCGCGGAGUUUUCUGUGAAGUGAGCAUGGGCUCCCAGGAGCACCGCACCCCCCUCACGUCACCCACCGAGCCCAAGUGGAAUGCGUCGAUGCAGUUCCUUGUCAAAGACGUCAUGGAGGAUGUGCUCUGUGUAACUGUAUUCGACAAGGGACACUAUUCGCCUGAUGAAUUUUUGGGAAGAACUGAGUUGAGAGUGAGUGAUAUACUGGAUGUGACAAGGGAUACACCAGGACCAAUCACCCGGUGGCUACCUCUGUAUGAAGUCGAAUCUGGACAGAUCUCCCUCAAAAUAAGUCUGGUUUUAUUCGAAAAAUGAAAGACAUCUCUCAUCGAGUCAACGAACAAGGCUGAGAAUUAAGUUCAAUCAAAAUAGAAGAUGACAACGUUUGUCGGGCAGCACCUUAUGCCUUAAGGGUGAACGAAGUAGAAAAACUACGGUACCUUGCUUUACGGUAAGCGGAGUUGAAAAGCCUCUGAAGGAUCUCCUUUGGCUCAAUGUCAUUCAUUUCUCAUUGGAAAACACUUUCUUGAUUCACGAACCACCGUACUUAUCCAAACUAAAUUACAGUUUACCUCAUCACACAUUGUACACAGUGUGUUGUCUUGGAAACUUUCUAUAAGCUUUUUUUUAUAAAAUCUGAUGACUGCAAACGGUUUUAACCAAGGAAUGUAGAAUAGAUACAUUGGUUUUAACCGU
Messenger RNA from Nilaparvata lugens (brown planthopper), 2205 nucleotides. Its product is annotated as intersectin-1. NCBI's taxonomy places the organism in Eukaryota, Metazoa, Arthropoda, Insecta, Hemiptera, Delphacidae. Gene Ontology annotation, molecular function: guanyl-nucleotide exchange factor activity; protein binding. Gene Ontology annotation, biological process: positive regulation of Rho protein signal transduction. The record is from RefSeq and is a predicted model, not a curated record. The transcript is spliced from 14 exons. The coding region runs from base 25 to 1824 and encodes 599 amino acids.